UUGGGGGGGGGGGAUUCUUCACUAGCACAAACACGUUUCGAACCAGGCCACAACGUGUAAUUUCAGCCUUUGGAAUAAGUUAGUUACAAUUCUCUGCUUCUUAGGGGAUAAAAUAUCGUGUCUAAAAAAACGUCCAGCCCAUUUGGUAUUGCCCAUUUCUACAACAAACUCAAAAUUACUUCCUUUUUUUGCUGUUUUCGCAGACGAGAACGGAUGUCAGACUGUUCUUAUAAAGAGAGGAAACAUUAAUUGCUACUAUCGCUACAGCAUCGAUAGUACGUAUUAUCUAUCGCUACAGUACAGGUAUAUCUUUGAAAGCGGAACUUUUGCAGUGAACGCGAAAAAUUGUUCUCGGUGCUAGGAUGUCUUUAAACUCUUCGUCGGACGCGAAUGUUGCCCGUGAUGCUUUUCAGAGAAUUAACACCUACGUGAAACCCAACGACCUUUCGGAAACUGACAAGUUUUACACUUCUUGGGUUGAGACUUACGAUGCGGAUUACAGUGUGAUCGAUUACAAGCCUCACGCUCGUAUGGCGAGUACUUUAACAGCAUCAGUCAACGACGAGGACAAAAUAAACGAAAAGUUUUGCGUAUUAGACAUAGCUUCAGGUACUGGAAAUUGUGCACAGACCCUAAGAAAUAAUGGUUUCAAAUGGACAAUCGAUGGUAUAGAAGGAAACGCAGCAAUGAAUGAGAAGGCCAAAGCUAAAAAUCUUUACAGAAAUCUCAAGGUGGAAUACGUUACUCCCAAUGAACGUAUGACGUAUGAUGACGACAGCUAUGACGUCAUAGUAUCAAUCGGUGGGUUUUCAAGAACUCAUAUACAACCGGAAUGCAUUAAGGAAGUCCUUAGGAUUUUAAAACCGGGGGGGUUGUUCUGGUUUUCAGUGAGAAAGAGUGAUGCUGCUGAAAGUUACAAUGUAACGGUAGAUGCCAUCUUAACCGAUUUGGUUCACAAAAACCUUGUAAAAAUUCUGGCAAGAGAAGAGAUGGACUAUUAUGGCUGCAAAUUUGACAAAACAAUUCAAAAACAGGGAUACGAACGUUGUGUUCGAAAGAUUUGAUAAUAGUUUAAUAAACAAUUCAGAUAAAAAAUAAAUUCGUGUAAACAGA
Molecule: messenger RNA, 1113 nt
Organism: Ciona intestinalis (vase tunicate)
Lineage: Eukaryota; Metazoa; Chordata; Ascidiacea; Phlebobranchia; Cionidae
Source: RefSeq, a predicted model, not a curated record